AUGAAACUCUUUCCCACUGCACUCACUGCCCUCGCUCUCGCUGCGGUUGCUACCGACGGCUCACCCAACGUACGCGCGGCUGUUGCAAACAGCAAACACAUGCACAACGUGGAUCAAGAGAGCCCUUUGCAGGAGUACCAGCCUAGUAGCUCUGCGAGCAGCAAUGGCUGCAACCUCACGGGCACGUACAAGAAAGGCACUGACGUUUCGUCGUGCAGCUCCAUCACCAUCGAUUCACUCAGCGUGCCGCCUGGUGUGAUGCUGGACCUGACGAAGACGAAGAGAGGCGCCGUCAUUGAGUUCAAAGGCACCACUACUUUCGGACAGCAAAAGUGGAACGGUCCACUCGUCAUGGUCACUGGAACGGAUCUCACCAUUAAGGGACCAGGCAUCCUUGACGGGCAAGGAAGCUGGUAUUGGUCCCAAGGCGCGUCCAUCGUACGUCCAGUCUUCUUUCGUCUCCAAAGCGUCAUCAACUCGAAGGUGUCUGGGCUCAAGAUCCUGAACAUGCCCUACCGGACGUUCAGCGUCGUGACGUGUAAGAACACGGUUAUAUCUGGUCUCACGAUCGACUCGAGCGCAGGCGAUGGCAUCGCCGAGAACACGGAUGGGUUUGACUUGUCCAAGAACGAAGGGGUCACGAUCACCGGCAACACGAUUCACAAUCAAGACGACUGUCUCGCUAUGCAGUCGAGCACCAACACUGUCUUUAGCUACAACACCUGCUACAAUACGCACGGCAUCUCGAUCGGGUCCCUUGGUGGCAACGCCGUUGACGCUUCGACGACGGUGCGGGGUCUGACUGUUGAGGGCAACACGAUCGUCAACAGUGACAACGGUCUCCGUAUCAAGACCCUCAUUGGCCUUAAGGGACUCGUCACUGACGUGAAGUACAUCAACAACAAGGUUCAGAACGUAAGGAACGCGGUCUCUCUCCACUCGAACUACCACAAGGGAAUGGGCAGGUACUCGGGUCCGCCUACGAGUCAGGUGCAGAUCACCAAUAUCAUGAUCUCCGGUCUCACUGGCUCGGCGGAAAAAGUGUACGACAUCCAGGUCAACCCGAACGUGGUAUCGGGUUGGAACUUCAAGGCCAUCGAUGUGAGCGCGUCGAUGGAGAGCACGGUAGAAGGCAUGCCCAAUGGCAUGGCCGCUUAA
This is a messenger RNA of Hyaloperonospora brassicae, 1158 nucleotides long. The record is from the annotation of a GenBank genome assembly. Lineage: Eukaryota; Oomycota; Peronosporomycetes; Peronosporales; Peronosporaceae.